Molecule: messenger RNA, 825 nt
Organism: Penicillium waksmanii
Lineage: Eukaryota; Fungi; Ascomycota; Eurotiomycetes; Eurotiales; Aspergillaceae
Product: methyltransferase
Exons: 1
Coding region: 1-825 (274 amino acids)
Molecular function (GO): oxidoreductase activity
Source: RefSeq, a predicted model, not a curated record
AUGUUAUCAUCCAAGCACCUUCCCAUUGGAGCGAAGUUGGCCUUCUUCCAGGAUCCUAUCGAUAAGUCUGAACCUUUCAACUAUGUGGAAGAUCCACCAGAAGGAGAGCCUCGUCGGAAUUACGGCGACAACUUUCAGACGGUCGCGAUAUCUGAUAUUCGGGGAAAUGAACAUCAUUUCUCACUAGAUCGCGACGCAUUCGAAAUAGUGGGUGGGAUUGAAUCAUCCUCCAGUUAUGAGACAUUCGAUAGCGACGAAGAGAUCCGGCGGCUUUACUAUCCGGAAGUUGAAAAUUUGCUCUUGAAAUAUGUCCCUGACGCUAAAUCCAUUGUUCUCUUCGAUUAUACUAUCCGACGAUCGAAUCCCAAUGCCGCACGCCGGCCAGUCAAUCAAGUCCAUGCUGAUCAAACAGCACGAUCUGCGGAGCUAAGAGUACGCCGACAUGCGUCAAAUGCGUCACAGGCAGAAGAAUAUCUACGAGGUCGCUACAGAAUCAUCAAUGUUUGGCGGCCCAUCAACGGCAAAGUGGAAUCGUCACCUUUGGCAUUUGCUUCUGCAUCUACUACACCGGAAUCGGACUAUGUGAAGAUUGAGCAUCGCUAUCCAUCCUUCAAUGGGGAGAUCCUGGGGGUGAAAUAUAAUCCUAAUGCAGAGUGGAAGUAUUGUUCCGGAUUGGACAAUCAUGAGCGAGUUCUCCUCAAAUGCUUUGACAGUCAGACCGGAGUGGCAAAGAGAGUGGCGCAUACGGCAUUUUCGUAUCCCCCCGAGGGAACUGUUGUGAAGGGGAGGGAAAGCAUUGAAGUUAGGGCAUUAGUUUUCGGGUGA